AUGGAAGUUUCAAUUUUAAAUGUAUAUCAAAUUCAUCGGGCGCCCAUUGCCUUUGCCUGCAUCGAUGAGGCCCAUUGUGUGUCCCAAUGGAGUCAUAAUUUUCGUCCCAGCUACUUGAUGAUCUGCAAGGUGCUCAAGAAGAAUCUGGGCGUCCAAACGGUGCUGGGAUUGACGGCAACGGCAACGUUGCCCACACGCAUCAGCAUCAUCAAUCACUUGGGCAUUACGGAUGGGGAACGUGGCAUUAUUAGUGAUAUUCCAUUGCCAGAUAAUCUGAUACUCUCCGUCUCCAAGGAUGAAAAUCGCGAUGAGGCGCUACUAAAGCUGCUUAACAGUGAGAGAUUCGAAAGCUGUCAGUCGAUUAUCAUUUACUGCACGCGUCGAGAUGAGUGCGAACGCAUUGCUGGCUUCAUUCGCACCUGUAUGCAGGAUCGCAAGUCCAGUGCAACGGAGGAGCAGACGAAGAAGAAGCGUAAGCGUGUCAACUUGCAGGCGGAGCCUUAUCAUGCUGGCAUGCCCGCCUCAAGGCGUCGCACCGUCCAGAACGCGUUUAUGUCCAAUGAGCUGAGGAUUGUGGUGGCCACGAUUGCCUUUGGCAUGGGCAUCAAUAAACCGGAUAUUCGUGCUGUCAUCCAUUACAAUAUGCCGCGUAAUUUUGAGAGUUAUGUGCAGGAAAUUGGACGCGCUGGUCGCGAUGGUUUGCCAUCCCAUUGUCAUCUGUUUAUGGACGCCAAGGGCGGUGAUCAGAACGAGCUGCGGCGUCAUGUCUAUGCCAAUUCCAUUGAUCGCCAUGUCAUCCGUAAGCUGCUGCAACGCAUCUUUGUGCCCUGCUGCUGUGAUAAGCAACUGGGCAAAUCAUCUGUGGAGUCGGCAGCUGUCAAUGAACCCUUGGAUGCAGCUGAUUUCAGUGAUGUGUCUGCUGGCCGUGCACACGUCUGUCCUGGCCAUGAGAUUGGCUUCUCGGUGGAGCAAACUGUCGAGGCAUUGGACAUACCAGCUGAGAAUAUAUCAACGCUACUCUGUUAUAUGGAAUUGGAUCCACGCUGGUGCAUGAAUGUGCUCAGCUCCGCCUACAUUAUGGCCAAGGUGAUAUCCUACGGUGGACCCAAGUAUCUAAAACAUGCCGCCAAGGAAUGUCCGCCUCUGGCAAUGGCCAUUGCCUUGCAGAUCAAGAACAAGACUUUUAAGGAAGAUGCCAAUAUUAUUGAGUUUUCUGUUAUUGAUAUUGCCGCCGGCAUUGGCUGGAACAGCGGUGUGGUCAAGUAUCAGCUGAAGAACCUGGAGUGGAUGCAAGUAAAUGGCUUUCCCAAGCGCUCACCGAUUACUGUGAGCUUCUUUGAUUUGGGUUUUCGCAUCAAGGCGCCGGGAGAUUUCAGUGAAGCGGAAAUUGAUAACGCACUGGACACGCUCUAUUCACGAUCGGUGAAACAGGAGCGCACUCAGCUCAUUCAGCUGCAGUAUGUGGCACACGGUCUGUCCGCUGUGGCAUACAACAUGUGCGCACAUUGUUGCAGCGUCGAUUUUCCCCAAGAUCGUUGCACACAACUGAAGGGCAUUGUUAGAAACUACUUUCGCAACGAUUAUCCACAGGAUUUGCAGCUGGAAAUUGAGCCCAGCGAUGUGCCGGAUGAUCACAUAAUUGCCGAUGUGCAUGCACUGAUCAACAUGUAUCCCGACAAUACCUUCAGUGGCCGCAACAUUGCGCGUAUUUUCCAUGGCAUCUCCAGUCCCAACUAUCCGGCUGUCAUGUGGGGGCGUUGUCAUUAUUGGCGUGCUCACACCAAAGUCGAUUUCAAUCGCAUUCUUAAGUUGGCCAAUAUGGAAAUUGUCAAAAGACGCACGUGAUUAUUACCUAUAUAUAUAAUAUGUCGAUAUUUUAUGUUUAUUUUUAUUCAAGUUAAAUUUUUCCCAACAUAAACUAACUUCUGGCUUGUUUUAUCU
Molecule: messenger RNA, 1941 nt
Organism: Drosophila innubila
Lineage: Eukaryota; Metazoa; Arthropoda; Insecta; Diptera; Drosophilidae
Product: ATP-dependent DNA helicase Q4-like
Exons: 5
Coding region: 1-1845 (614 amino acids)
Biological process (GO): double-strand break repair via homologous recombination
Cellular component (GO): cytoplasm; chromosome; nucleus
Molecular function (GO): 3'-5' DNA helicase activity; four-way junction helicase activity
Source: RefSeq, a predicted model, not a curated record